Molecule: messenger RNA, 1525 nt
Organism: Salvia splendens (bonfire salvia)
Lineage: Eukaryota; Viridiplantae; Streptophyta; Magnoliopsida; Lamiales; Lamiaceae
Exons: 2
Coding region: 56-1375 (439 amino acids)
Source: RefSeq, a predicted model, not a curated record
CAGACCAAAACACAAACCCCACUCUUACCUCCAUUUUCCUCAACCACAAAAUAAGAUGAAAGGAGCAAGACCAGGAAGAAAGAGAAAAGCACCAGCCCAACAAACCCAUCCCACUCAGGACAAUCCUUUGCGUUCUAGGUGCCCAACGAGACGGUCGUCGACCGCUCCAGUGUUUUUCCCUAUAUCUCCGCGAAGCAUCACCCCAAGCCUCGUCUUGAGACCAGCGUUACGAGUUCUCAGGCAACCUGAGUCACCGGUCUCACCUGAUCCUCUCAGUCAGCACACAACGGAUACGAAUGGCCUCUGCGCCACAAACACUUCACAAGUUGAAGUGCCUCAGCAAGGCUUAGAUGGCCAUUUUCAGCCUCUACCGGAUAUGUUAGCAGUCCUCCAGAAGAGCAAAACGCACGAUGCUCCCUCGAGCAUUUCGUGCUUGAACUCCACAGAGUAUUCUACAGCCCACGAAGAGAAUGCAGAGGAAGUGAAGGCAGAGAUUGCUGAUAUCAGUUCUGAGAGCAAUGUCAAUUCUUCUCAACUCGUCGGAGAUUGCCAUUUUCAGCUUCCGUGGAAGACUGCUACAGGGCCCGAAGAUGAUGCAGACAAAAUUGAGGUUUCUGAGAAGAAUGUCGUCCCUCCUCAAAGCGGCGUGGAUGGCCAAUUUCAGCCCCCGGGGGUGGUGGUGGUGCCACACGGCGAGCAUAUGCUAGAGAAGUGCAAAACCUAUGAUGGUCCUUCAACCAACAACCACUGCGUAAGCGCCUCGCACAGCCUUAACUUGACAGAGUUUGCUAAAAGGCCUAAAGAUGAUGAUGACGAAGAUGAAGUUGAGUCUGCUCUGUGCAUCCGGGGUCACAAAGUAAAGCCGGAGAUUGCUGCUUUAGUUGGAGCUAUAUUUGACAAGUAUGGUGAUAUCACUGCUGAGAGCAGAGUCAAGUCUCCUUCCAUCAUCGUCUCCCUCUUCCUCGAGCGCCUGUGCAAUGUAUACCAAAGGCUCGAGCAGAGGAAGUUGGCUGAAAUCACGCACGCUGAGAUCAACGAAAUGCUGGAUGAGCUCUACCAUUAUGAGAAUCAGAAGUUCAACGUGAGAUGGCUUCUCGAGAAGGUGGAGAGGAUUUACGAGGCAAACAGGGAUGCGGAGAAAUACUUGUUGGUGAAGGAAAAAGCAGCAAAGUGCAGGGAGGCUAAUGAGAGAAUUGAGGAGGUGAUAGAAAUGAAUGAGAGACAUGUUGCAUUGAUUCAAAAGAAGAUAGCAGCAGCAAAGAGGGAGAAGGAAGGCAAUGAGGCAAAGGCCAAGGAAUGCACAAAGAUGGCUAUGGAUAUCAGGGCUGGAAUUAAAGCUCUUGCAGCUCAGUCAUUGGUGCAGGGUCUUCUUUAGCACACCACCUCUUAUCUUAUCCUAUGCUAUUAAUAUUACUAUGCUUAGGUGGAUUUUCAAAAUCAAUGGAUGAUAAUUUAUGUUAAUAUGCUGUGUUAGCCCUUUUACUUAUAGACCAACUACGGCAAAUGCAAAGGGCAUAAUAUUAUA